Molecule: messenger RNA, 665 nt
Organism: Drosophila subpulchrella
Lineage: Eukaryota; Metazoa; Arthropoda; Insecta; Diptera; Drosophilidae
Exons: 3
Coding region: 39-422 (127 amino acids)
Source: RefSeq, a predicted model, not a curated record
AUAACUUCCAAAAUUAUUAAAGUGUUUUAUUUUUAGAAAUGAGUGAAUCGUCUGGCGAUGAUCCAGAUGCGGCCUGCGUAGUGUUUUACGGAAUGUAUACCAUAGUCGUUGGAGUCCUUGCAUUGCUGGAGGCGCUGUAUAUAACGUGUAUAUUCUUCGUGUAUAUGUAUGAUGACAGAGAAGCUCUAAUGGUGUUUGUCGCUUUACUAACCAUUGGUUAUUUGAUUGUCAGCGCCACGUACGUUGUUGCUGGGACUUUGUUAGUGGUCGGAAUGAAAAGGCGCUCAAUAAAGUUAUUUAGAUGUGGAAAAAUUCUAAGCUAUUUCUAUCCAAUUUUUUCCUUCCCUCUCGUAUAUACAAUAAUUGUACACUUUAUUUGCAUGCCGAAAUUACGCAGGUAUUGCGAAAGGACCUGGCACUGAAAAAACCAUAAGAUGAGUCGUUUCUUCGAUUUAUUCACAAAAUGUCAACGCGGUACACGCCCCUAUAAAUCUAUUGUAGUGUAAAAUUACGGCCAAAUGCUUGGAAAUGGCAAAAACAGGACUUAAUUGUAAUCUAUUACCGUGCGAACGUUAGUAAUAUUUUUUUUGUGUGAAGCUGAGUUAGUCCGAAUUAUUUCAUUUAAAGCUUACUACAAUAAUUAAAUUUCUAUGAAGGGCAUUCCA